AGGGUGCGGCGGGCGCGGUGGGAGGAGAGGGGAUCUGACGUCAGGUCGCGAGGUGCUUUCCAGCCGCGAGCUGUCAGGCGGGUGUCAGACCCGGCAGGUACGCGGCGCGCUCCCCCGGCGCCCCCCCGCCCCGGCCGGGCCGUCCCGCACCCCGCCGAGGCCGCGUGGGCCGGAAAGCCGCCGGGGAAGGAUGAAUUUUUAGACGUCAUCUACUGGUUCCGACAGAUCAUUGCUGUGGUCUUGGGUGUCAUUUGGGGCAUUUUGCCCUUGCGAGGCUUCUUGGGAAUAGCAGGAUUCUGCCUGAUCAAUGCAGGAGUCCUGUAUCUCUACUUCAGCAACUACCUACAAAUCGAUGAGGAGGAAUAUGGUGGCACAUGGGAGCUCACCAAAGAAGGGUUUAUGACUUCGUUUGCCUUGUUCAUGGUCAUUUGGAUCAUCUUUUACACUGCCAUCCACUACGACUGACGGCCUUUGCUCCCAUCUCUGCUGUCCAGUCCAAAGGACCCUUUUAUUAGAGCACAGAUACACGCUUGUUGGGGCACUCGUGCCACACGGAACUGAGAAGACCCAUGUCUCUUGGAUUUAGAAUCAGCGUGUUGGGCAUCGGCGUUUUCUGCAAGGGUUGUGAAACUUUUCAAAGAACCAUCUGCCUUUGGGGAAGCAUUUCUGAAUUUGUCCAUCAACCAUUUUUCUUGGAUACCAUCAUGUAACAGCUGUUUGCCAAGUGGAGCUGCUGUUUAAUCUAAUGCGCCUCUGGAUCCGGAUGAAACAUUAAAUUGUCUUCCUUAGUUCUCCGUCAGGUGUACAGUUUUUAAACUAUCAGUGGCAUCUCAAGUCUUCUGAAAACACCAUGUGCGUGAUCCAUAGCGCAGUAUGGGCAGCCGUCUAAUAGGUUUCCACUGUAGAGUGUUUUCGGAUACUUGAAUAAACAAGUCUCACUGAAA
This is a messenger RNA of Peromyscus maniculatus bairdii (prairie deer mouse), 944 nucleotides long. NCBI's taxonomy places the organism in Eukaryota, Metazoa, Chordata, Mammalia, Rodentia, Cricetidae. The record is from RefSeq and is a predicted model, not a curated record.